Messenger RNA from Morus notabilis, 1321 nucleotides. RefSeq names its product cytosolic Fe-S cluster assembly factor NBP35. Gene Ontology annotation, biological process: iron-sulfur cluster assembly. Bases 131 to 1201 code for a protein of 356 amino acids. The record is from RefSeq and is a predicted model, not a curated record. NCBI's taxonomy places the organism in Eukaryota, Viridiplantae, Streptophyta, Magnoliopsida, Rosales, Moraceae. The transcript is spliced from 4 exons. Gene Ontology annotation, cellular component: cytosol. Gene Ontology annotation, molecular function: 4 iron, 4 sulfur cluster binding; ATP-dependent FeS chaperone activity; ATP binding.
GCAGUCACAACCCGACCCAGCAAGCAACCCACCUCUCCCCAAGGCUAGCCGCCCCCUCCCCCCCCACCCUCUCCGGCGAUUCAAUCUUCUGUUGAAUUAGAGCUCUCUGUAUAUAGAAGCAAAGACGGCCAUGGAGAACGGUGAAAUUCCGGAAAACGCCAAUGAACAUUGCCCAGGUCCGCAAUCAGAAUCAGCUGGAAAAUCUGACGACUGCGAAGGAUGCCCUAAUCAACAAAUUUGUGCUACAGCUCCUAAAGGCCCUGAUCCAGACCUGGUUGCGAUUGCCGAACGAAUGGCGACUGUGAAGCAUAAGAUACUGGUCUUAUCAGGGAAGGGUGGAGUUGGCAAGAGCACGUUCUCGGCCCAACUUUCGUUUGCCUUAGCAGCUAUGGACUUCCAGGUGGGUCUUCUUGACAUUGAUAUCUGUGGCCCAAGCAUCCCGAAGAUGCUUGGCCUGGAAGGUCAAGAAAUCCACCAGAGCAACCUCGGUUGGUCUCCGGUCUACGUGGAGUCCAAUCUCGGUGUUAUGUCGGUCGGUUUCAUGCUUGAGAAUCCUGAUGAUCCCGUUGUAUGGAGGGGUCCCCGAAAGAAUUCGCUCAUCAAGCAAUUCCUGAAGGAUGUGUACUGGAGCGAGCUUGAUUUUCUGGUGGUUGAUGCUCCUCCUGGAACCUCAGAUGAGCACAUUUCGAUUGUCCAGUACCUUAACGCUACUGGAAUAGAUGGUGCUAUCAUAGUUACAACUCCACAACAAGUCUCCCUGAUAGAUGUACGAAAAGAAGUCAGUUUUUGCAGGAAAGUCGGACUUCAGGUUCUCGGGGUCGUCGAGAACAUGAGUGGGUUGUCCAAUCCACUGAUGGACUCAAAGUUUUUGAAGAUUACAGAGACCGGUGAGGAAAAAGAUGUCACAGACUGGGUUAGGGAGUAUGUGAGAGAGAGAGCUCCAGAAUUGUUGAAUGUCAUAACUCAAACUGAAGUUUUCGAUAGCAGCGGGGGCGGCGCCUUGAAAAUGGGUAGGGGAAUGGGAGUUACGUUUUUGGGGAAGGUACCGUUGGACCCAAAGCUCUGUAAAGCAGCGGAAGAAGGCAGAUCAUGUUUCAUCGGCGAGAACUGCGGGGUGAGUGCUCCUGCAUUGAAGAAGAUCAUAGAAAAACUGAUGGAGAAUCCGGGGAUAUCAAAAAUGUUGGUGGAUGAUGUUGCAUAGCUGAUUUGCUUGCUUUAUUGGAGUGAUCAAGAUUUUUGUGUCGUCAGAUGUGUAAUAGUUAUAUUUGUCGUUGUUUUGAUUUUCUUAGUUAGAUCAAUAAAUAACAACUCUUUUCUCUUA